Molecule: messenger RNA, 1029 nt
Organism: Cynocephalus volans (Philippine flying lemur)
Lineage: Eukaryota; Metazoa; Chordata; Mammalia; Dermoptera; Cynocephalidae
Gene: NRGN
Product: neurogranin
Exons: 4
Coding region: 50-286 (78 amino acids)
Molecular function (GO): protein binding
Source: RefSeq, a predicted model, not a curated record
CCGCGCCCUACGCCAGCCUGCGCCCCAGCCAAGGACUCCCAAUACCAGCAUGGACUGCUGCACCGAGAGCGCCUGCUCCAAGCCAGACGACGACAUUCUAGACAUCCCGCUGGACGAUCCCGGUGCCAACGCCGCGGCUGCCAAAAUCCAGGCGAGUUUCCGGGGCCACAUGGCGCGGAAGAAGAUAAAGAGCGGAGAGCGCGGCCGGAAGGGCGCGGGCCCGGGCGGGCCGGGCGGAGCUGCGGGCUCCCGGGGAGGUGCGGGCGGCGGCCCCAGCGGAGACUAGGCCAGAAGAACUGAGCAUUUUCGAAGUUCCCUAGGAGAGAUGGAUGCCACGUCCCUUUCGCAGUGACGAGACUUCCCUGCCGUGUUUGUGAUCCUCUCCUUCCCACCAACUUGCCAGCUUCAGGAGCCUCCCUACGUCCCAGAGACUCCCUCUCCCAGGCAGGCUCCAUCGUGGAGUUGCUAAGUCCGUGCCCUUUUAGUUACUUCUCCAGUCUAGUGUGGUCCCCAUUCGCCCUUCCUUCCCACCCUAGCUCCAAACCCUGCGCUCCCAAAUCUUCCUUCUUUUGCUUCUCGCCCACCUCUCCCCGCACCCAGCAUGCAGCUCUGCCUCCGCCGCCUCGAUGCGCGUCCCCGCGCGUACUGCGGAGGGCGCCCUAAGCGUCGCUCGAAGUACACUCACUUUCCAAAAAACAAGUCCUUUCGUUCCGUGCGCAGCUAAAGGGGGCGCCCUGCGUCGUUCCGGCCCCAGCGUAGAUCCAGGACUUUGGAUAGGGGUGUGAAGGGAAGAGGGUUUUUACUGUGUGGAAUGCCCCUUGCUCUGAUCGGAAGGGAAGUCCCUCUCCCAUUUGCCUGGCACCCCCGCACCCAGUUGCCCAGCGCACUGAGAGGAGCCUCUCCAGUUCUCUUGUUUCUGCAAAUGCCGAGCGUGUGCGAGGCUCGGUGGGAGGAGUGUUCGCGGCACCGCCGCUGCCGGCCCCGCCUCCCGCCGGGUUCCUGGGGCUGUGGCUGGAAGGUUUUUAAUCU